AUGACUCAACGGGCCUUGACCCAAAUCUAUCCUCCAGCAGUUCGCAUCAUCGAUUUAACCGGUUUCUCCCUCACUCGUCUUCCCAACAGUCGAUCAAAUCCAAAAACGUUGUUUGUUGCUUCGCGAGUUCUAAAAAUUGAACAGGAAGAGAAGAUGGGGUUUAUUAUGGAAUUUGCUGAGAAUUUGGUCCUGAGGUUGAUGGAGGAUCCAAAGGAGAGGGACCGGAAGUUCAGGGAGCACGUAUAUGCAGUCAAGGAUCGAUGCCAAAAGACCAAGGAGAUGUGGAGCUAUCCUCUUCGCCCUUAUGGGUUUUGGACAUUUGAGCGCCACAAUGCACAGCUUGCUUGGGAUGCUAAGAUUAGCCAGGUUCCUGGUCGAAGGGACCCCUAUGAUGACCUCCUUCAAGAUAGCUAUGGCUUCUCCAAGUGA
This is a messenger RNA of Dovyalis caffra, 429 nucleotides long. The record is from the annotation of a GenBank genome assembly. NCBI's taxonomy places the organism in Eukaryota, Viridiplantae, Streptophyta, Magnoliopsida, Malpighiales, Salicaceae.